AUGGCGGCGGCUGUGGUGGGGCAGGGCGUCACUCGCGGGGCUUCGGGCUCCUUCUCCCCGGCCAAGGGCGCUCUCUCCGGGGAUCACUGUGUGCUGGUGGUGGUCGGAGCUCUGCAGAGCCACGGGGCCCUGGAGCUCAUCCUGCGGCAGAUAGAGACCGGAGUGCGUCGCUGGGCCGUGGACUUGGACGUGUCGGUGCUGGACGAGCAGCUGAAGCUCUUUGUGUCGCGUCACUCGGCCUUCCUGUCUGAAGAGGUCAAAGGUCAGAGGACGCUGCAGCACCGCGGGGACGUGCUGGACACUCAGGUCGUGGUCAACCCGACGUCUGAGUUUGUCUGCUCCGAGGUCCGCCGCCUGCUCCUCCUCCCCUCCCGACACAAGCUGCUGGUCCUGUCUGGACAGUGUGUGGAGGACUCUGGGGACAUUGUGCUGCAGAGAGGAUUCUUCUCCUUAAACCAUUUCAGACAAAUUCUCUGCGAUGACGAGAUUCGUGACGCCUUACGUUCGUCAAACUCUGCAAAGCCCACACUCACCCUGAGCUGUCCCAACUGCGGUCUUUGGAAGAACCCAAAGCUGCACUCGCUUCAGGACUUAAUCGAUCUCCAAAUUAACCCCACUCCGGUUUUCCCAGAGAUGGAGGGACUUCAGGAGUUCAGCGAGUAUCUGUCCGAGUCUCUGGAGCUGGAGUCUCCCUUCGACCUCCUCGAACCGCCGAGCACCGUCGGCUUCCUGAAGCUGUCCCGUCCAUGCUGCUACGUCUUCCCCGGCGGACGAGGAGACUCCGCCUUCUUUGCCGUUAAUGGUUUUAACGUCCUGGUCAAUGGCGGCUCGGAUCCCUGCUCGUCAUUUUGGAAACUCGUCCGACAUUUGGACAGGAUUGAUUCCGUUUUGCUGACCCAUAUUGGUGUUGAUAAUCUCCCAGGGUUCAACAGUUUGUUGUUGAGGAAAAUGGCGGAACAAGACGAAGAGGCGAGUGCUUCUUACCCCGAAGAGGACUGGAUGAAGUACCUCAUCUCUCCUGAAAUUGGAGUUGUGUUUCUAAACAUUCCCAAUAAGCUCAAAGCAAGUCAAGGCAAUCUGAAGAAAAUCAUCAGAGUCCUGUUCCCCGGCUGCACACCGCAAGCCAAGAUACUGGACAGUCUGGAAAAACUCAAACAUCUCGAGUGCCUUAAAGUUCCCAUAGCGUGCCAGAGAGAUUUGGAAAUGGCCAAACACGACAAGCUCCCAAAGCGAGCAGAGAGCCGCGAAAGCCUCAAAAGCGGUACUUUGAAAGAGAAGGUAUCGCGGUUGGACGUGAAAAAGCAAGAGACCAAACCGAAAGCAGCAAGUGAGACCGCAAUGAAGGAUAAGAAGGAUUUGGAAGAAAAAUCCAAAACCAAAGUUGCUGAUGCAAAAGUAAAGCCGGCAAAAGCGCAGGUAGAGAAGCUCGCUCCAAAGAAGGAAGACUCGAAAAAGGAUGGAAAGAAGAGGGAUGAUAAGGCAAUUGUUGGUGUUGUAAAGAAGGACAAUGAGGUCGAUGGCAAAAAGGAAGUUGAGAAGAAGGAUCUGUCAAGUCAAGUUGGUGCCAAAGUGAAGAAGGACAUUAAGCCGGAACGUAAGAAGGAUCUUAAGAAGGACCUGAAAGUCGAGGACAAGAAGGCGGCAAAACCCAAAGAGGCGAAGAAGCCAUCGGGUGCAGCCUCUAGCACGUCUUCAGUAGCAAGCCUAGAUUUGAAAAAAGUGCAGGCAAAAACGGGUUCCCUGAAAAAAGAACCGCUCAAGAAAGAUGGAUCGGCAAAAGGAACGAAGGGUAAAGCAGGAGGCAAAGGCGUCGUGGACAACAUGGAGGAGAAAUUGCCGCCAGAAUUUGCAAAGCUGAAGUUGGAGGAGAGAAGUUCAAGUGGGAGUGGUGACGUGCAGAUAAACGGAAACUCGUUGGGUAGCCAUGAGAAAAUGACAGCGGGAAAAGUAGCUAAGGGGGAUCUGAAUGUGAACUUCAAUCUCAACCCGACUUAUACUGAGAAUUGCCAAGACGGAGUUUGCGUCAGCUCUGAAGACAAAACCAAUUUGUCGUCAGCAGAUUCGGCUCCCAACAGUGCAGGCCACACUCCCUUCCACCAAUCCCUGGAUGAAGACAUGCGAGGGUUGGGUGAGGAUAGUGGGCUUGAUGCUCGGAUGUCCAGUUUGGGGUUUGAGGACGAUAAUCAAGGGGGAUCGUGUAGGACGUCAGAUUUGAGCUCGUGGAAAGAAGGGUUGGGGAGUUCCACGUCUUCCCAAGAGAAGCAGUCCAGUCUCCUAACUCUAAGUCCGCUCAAAGACACAAUGCAGGACUCUUCGCCAACUGUGACGUCCAUGCCAGCGGAAUUCUGCUCGCCACAUUCUACCGAGGUUGAUGAAUCUUUGUCCGCGUCAUUAGAGCAAGGUAUACCUGUUAGUAACGGGGCUUCACACGACAACUUACCUCAAAUUGGCAAGAACGACCAUAUCCACGGAAUGUCGGAUCUCUUGGCAGACAUCCCUCACGACGUUGAUCUUUGCUUGGUGACGCCUUGCGAGUUCCAGCAUCCCAAAGUGCCUGGAAAUCACUCACACCACGCUACAUGUUUGGAAACCACUGAGAAUAACAAUCUUCAGGAGCAGAGCUUGAGCGAAUCUGGGGACAGUCAAGAAACUCCGCCGACGUCAAUCAGCGAAUCGCUUCCAACUGCGACGGACUCCGAUGUAGCCGCAACUGAAGACUGUCCCUCCAUCACGGUGGAUAUGGACUCUGAGGAUGAUUCCAGCAACUUGUACCUCAAUUACAGCUACGACCCGCCCCCAGCUCCGGUCAAAGAUCUCCCUCCGUUGCCCCCACAGCCUGGAGCUUGCAUGGCAGACCCAGAAAAUGACUCUGCAAGCAAGAAGCAAAUUACCAAAGGCAAGAGACCGGCAAGUGCAGGCCAGAAGGUGUCACCUGGCAACACUGCGACCCACAAUGGAAAGUCCAAAGCUGGGAGUGCCACGGGGUCUCUACGCACAGUCCCCAGUCUGGACGUCAAAACCGCAACCAGGAACUCUCUGGGAGGUUCCAAGACGGGACCAGCUAAGCUGUCAGUUGCUCUGUACAAGUCACUUAUACCUUCCAGGCAAAGAUACAACUACACAGCAGGCCAGGCAAAGAUUAGUAGAGACUAUGGACAGAAGGGACGGCAGCGGAGUGAUGGCUGUAACACCUCAGCUCACAGAGUGUCCCCUGCUUCUCCCUCAGCUCACAGUGUCCCCUGCUUCUCCCUCAGCUCACAGUGUGUCCCCUGCUUCUCCCUCAGCUCACAGUGUGUCCCCUGCUUCUCCCUCAGCUCACAGUGUCCCCUGCUUCUCCCUCAGCUCACGGAGUGUCCCCUGCUUCUCCCUCAGCUCACAGAGUGUCCCCUGCUUCUCCCUCAGCUCACAGUGUCCCCUGCUUCUCCCUCAGCUCACAGUGUGUCCCCUGCUUCUCCCUCAGCUCACAGUGUCCCCUGCUUCUCCCUCAGCUCACAGUGUGUCCCUGCUUCUCCCUCAGCUCACAGUGUGUCCCCUGCUUCUCCCUCAGCUCACAGUGUCCCCUGCUUCUCCCUCAGCUCACGGAGUGUCCCCUGCUUCUCCCUCAGCUCACAGUGUCCCCUGCUUCUCCCUCAGCUCACGGAGUGUCCCUUGCUUCUCCCUCAGCUCACAGAGUGUCCCUUGCUUCUCCCUGAGCUCACAGAGUGUCCCUUGCUUCUCCCUCAGCUCACACAGAGUGUCCCUUGCUUCUCCCUCAGCUCACACAGAGUGUCCCUUGAUUCUCCCUCAGCUCACACAGAGUGUCCCUUGCUUCUCCCUCAGCUCACAGAGUGUCCCUUGCUUCUCCCUCAGCUCACACAGAGUGUCCCUUGCUUCUCCCUCAGCUCACGGAGUGUCCCUUGCUUCUCCCUCAGCUCACACAGAGUGUCCCUUGCUUCUCCCUCAGCUCACAGAGUGUCCCUUGCUUCUCCCUCAGCUCACAGACUGGUGUCCGAGGGCCCUGCGGUGUACGUGGACCUGGCCUACCUCCCCUCUGGUCCCUCUGCAGCCUCAGUGGAUGCGGAGCUCUUCAGGAGGCUCCGCUCGGCCUAUUACGUCAUCAGCGGACAGGACUCGGUGAAGGAGGAGGUCAUGAGGCCUAUCCUGGACGCUCUGCUGGAGGGGAAGAGCCACUGGCCGCAGAUCCCGGUGACUCUGAUCCCCACAUUUGACUCUCUGCCGAUGCACGAGUGGUACCAGGAGAGUCACGAGAGACAGACCGAGCUCAGCAUCACUGUCCUGGGCAGCAACAGCACCGUGGCCAUGCAGGAGGAGACCUUCCCCGCCUGCAAAGUCGAAUUCUGA
Knipowitschia caucasica is the source of this 4341-nucleotide messenger RNA. Lineage: Eukaryota; Metazoa; Chordata; Actinopteri; Gobiiformes; Gobiidae. The record is from the annotation of a GenBank genome assembly.